This is a messenger RNA of Pleuronectes platessa (European plaice), 2500 nucleotides long. RefSeq names its product activating transcription factor 3 (gene atf3). Gene Ontology annotation, biological process: regulation of transcription by RNA polymerase II. NCBI's taxonomy places the organism in Eukaryota, Metazoa, Chordata, Actinopteri, Pleuronectiformes, Pleuronectidae. The record is from RefSeq and is a predicted model, not a curated record. Gene Ontology annotation, cellular component: nucleus. The coding region runs from base 118 to 810 and encodes 230 amino acids. The transcript is spliced from 4 exons. Gene Ontology annotation, molecular function: RNA polymerase II cis-regulatory region sequence-specific DNA binding; DNA-binding transcription factor activity, RNA polymerase II-specific.
CGUCGGACACAAGCGCAACUUUUACGAACGGAGCAGCGCGAGGAGCGAAGCGACGACAAGAGGAAAAACUUACCCGACUUCACUUCACCUCAUCCGGCCACCGACACCUCACACAGAAUGAUGCUGCAGCACUCGGGUCCCUCGCUGGCCGACAUCAGCUACUCCGCCCUGGUGCCCUGCCUGUCCCCACCCGGCAGCCUCACCCUGGACGACUUCACCAACUACACCCCCAUGGUGAAAGAGGAGCUGCGGCUCGCCAUCCAGACCAAGCGCCUGUCCAACGGGCUCAGCGUGGACAUGAGCUCGGACGGGGCCAGCUCCUGCUCGGACCGGGCCUUCGACGAGCCCGCCCGAGGAUCCGGGGUCAAUAGAGAGUCGAUGGUUGAGGAGCCCGACCGGAGGAAAAGGAGGAGAGAGAGGAACAAGGUCGCUGCUGCAAAGUGUCGCAACAAGAAGAAGGAGAAGACCGAGACUCUGCAGCAGGAGUCGGAGAAGCUGGAGUCGGUGAACUCGGACCUGAAGGCUCAGAUCGAGGAGCUGAAGCAGCAGAAGCAGCAGCUGGUCUACAUGCUCAACCUGCACCGGCCCACCUGCAUCGUGCGGGCGGUGAACGGCCAGACGCCCGAGGACGAGAGGAACCUCUUCAUGCAGCACAUCAAGGAGAGCACCUUACAACUCCACAACAUCACCUCCUCCUCCACCGCCUCCACCACCUCCUCCAUCUCCUCCAUCUCCUCCAUGUCCACACUGUCCCCCCUCGACGGAGGACUCCUGUCCCUCGACCACAUUCACUGUCCCGGUGACCUAUGAGCAGCUCUCACGACUUCGGACUCAUUCAGCAUCCACAUCGCUGCUACAGGGAGUGACCCCCCCCCCCGCUCUCUGAUACCUGAUUGGACAGCUGACAUACAAUGGACAGCACCUGGACAUGCGUCGCAUGUUUCAAACAGUCAGGGCCAAGGCGAUGCUAAAGCACUAAGAACUAAAUGAUCAUUGAUUGUCUUUUUUAUUUACAGGUAUUUUGAAAAGAUGAAAGUCUGAGUUAGUGUCCGAGUUUUGUACCAAAGUGAUUUCACACGUUUAUCUGUUCACCCACAAAGAACGUAGUUACAGAGCGACGUGUGAGCGUGCACACACACACGCACAAGUGAGUUUGAGCUGCGAGACUUUAAAAGCAAUGUUGUUUGCGCUUGUUGUAUGAAAAUCUGUAUAUUUAUUAAGAAACUACUGUCGCUGUUGUAUUAACCCCGUCUGCUCGUCCUUUAUACAACGUGAGCUACUCAGUCUGCUGCUACCACUAACCACUCAGGUCGUGCGCUGGCUGCAGGAGUCGCACUGUACGUUUAUUUUAUUGGCUUGUUUCACAGCUAACCUCUGAAAGAGUGCGAGGCUCCUUUUCACCGUGACGGGGAUCAAACCGCUCGUGUGGACAGAGAUCGCUUUAGUUUGAAGAUGCUGGUUACAUAUAGAAAGGAUGUAGCCUAAGUCUGGUUGUGGGCCGUCAGCCACAGUAGCAGCAACAGUUGCAAAAGGGAAAAUUGUAUUUGCUGUCAGGGUUUGUGAUUCUGGACUUAACACAAAGUAUAAAUAUCGAUAUACUCCUAUAUGCAGACGAUACUUUACUUUACUUAAACGUUUGAGAUGUGCCGAAGGGAAAAUUGUCCAAGAAAAAGUGAAUCGUGUAAUUUCACAAGUACACUUUAAUUAUCACUGCGUUCCCUCUUAAACACCUGGUGUUGUUUUUACAUCCUCUGUGACGAUGAAGCUACAUGAGUGUUAUUUUUCAGACGUGUUUUCUAGAAUCUUGUACAUUGAGUUGACUCUGUGCCACUGUAUAUAAACACCAGAUGCCUCCUUUGGUUUUGACAUAGCAAAAAAAAUAAAAUAGGUUGUUAUUUUAUAAUAGUGUAUUUAUUAAAAUUUGUCGGUUUGAAAGUUGUGUUCACUGGAUAUCGUUAGCUAGGUAUCAGAAGUGUUGCGUCACCUUUUGGCACAAGCCUGACUCUGAAGUUACACAAGACCAGAUCAUGUGUGUUUGGAUGAUCCACUGAUAUUUCUCCCGCCCUCCACUCAGACUCACUGUUAUUGUCGAGCACCAUCACUGCAAGUAACUGCAACUUGUCCAGAAACGUGUGUGCAUGCUACACAACAUCUGUACAUACAACAAGAGAAGGGAAAUAAAUAGGUUGUUGAAUUGUGGAAGACGGUUUCUAUUGUGUAUCGUGUGUGUGUCUGAGAGUCACACGGUCAAAGGGACGCAGGCGUCUGCGUGUGUUCAAAGUGUGUGCGUUGUGGUUGUGGCUGUUAAUUGUCGAGUCGUAGCACUGAGUUGUGUGUAUUUUGCUGUGCCUACUGCUGGAGGCAUCGGCGUCCAAAUGAAUAAACCACAGGCUGUCAGGUAUAAACGCUCUGCUGCUGCCAACGUGUACUUCCAUCUCUGUGAUCCGUCAAUUUCUGUUUUUGAUACCUUGUUAAUUAAAGUUAUGUGUUGAAAUGAAAA